AUGAUGGAGAGCUCGAUAUCUCUAAAAGACGCGCCAGAAAUGGACUACAAAGAGGCGUUUCUAGACGUCAUGCUGGUUCCCGGCGGUACUCUCGAGGCCGUGCAGGAGCUGUACGACAUCUGCCACGUGGAGGCAUUCGUCGCAGCGAUGCUGGACAUUCGUGCGACCGCUGUCGCCAGGCGACGACUGCUGGGCGUCGUCGGCCCGGGUACCACCAAGGCGGAGCAGUACACGGUUCGAGACAUGUUCUCUUUUCAACAGGACGCCAUUCCAGCCUCAAUGCUGCGAAUAAGCGGUGUCUUGCACGAGCCCGCGACGCGCCUGUUCAGCGACGUGCUGCGGUUCAUGGGCGUGCACGAGGGCAAGAUGCUCUCCCGCGCCGAAGAGGUGGCGCUGGUGGCGCGCGUGUUUCUGGACCUGGGGAAGGAGCCGCCGCUGCGGGAUGAGUUGUUCGUGCAGCUGUGGAAGCAAACACGAGGGAACGAGUACAAAGCGUCGUGCCUGAAGGUGUGGGAGCUGAUGCGGCUGUGUGCGGGCGUGUUCCCCCCCACCACCACCGUUGCGGGGCCUCUUUCAGAGUACUUCUCCUCGCUCGUAUCAGACGAGGCGGGGGACGAGGCUGUUCGAGAGGCGGUGCUGGCAGCGUGGAAGGCGCUGGAUCACGGGCUGAAGCACGGCCCCAGGAGAUGCGUGCCGGGGCAAGAUGAGGUGCUCUCGCUGCUGACGCACACACCCCUGUCAGUGCCGGUGUAUCUGUGCGACGACACGCUGGAGAACAUACCCAGCAGCGCAGUGACAACCAUUGGCGAGGCCAUGCAGCUGCUGCUGCAGAGGCUACAAGUGACAGACACCACCUCAUUCGCGCUGUUCACCUGCCGGAUCUACAAAUCCAUGGGGGCAACCCACAGCGACCCCACCAUUGACCAUGUGCCGUUGGACCCAGAGGCCUAUGUAUCGGAUGUGAUGGCGGAGUAUGUGAAAGCGGCACGCGGCAGCCUAGUGGCGUGCAAGCUGCUGCUGAAGAAGCGAUUCUUCAAGACAGACGAUGCACUCGCUGCCGACCUGCAGCACGUGCGCCUGUGUUAUGCACAGCUCCGGUACGACUAUCUCACAAACCACUAUCUGGUGACAGUGGAGGGAGCAGUGGUGCUGGCAGCGCUGCAAAUAGCCGGGGAGAUCGGGGUCAUCGCCAACCCUGAAACGGCCCUGGAGUGGAGCAUACAGAUGAAGAGGUCUAUCCCAAAGAUUGUGUCGCGCCUGCACUCCAAGGACGAGUGGAUGAACCUCAUCCUCGAACCCUACAGAACCCUGUGGUCGCUGGACCACGAAGCCACGAUGCGCGAGUUUGUGCGGAUUCUGCUGGAGAUUCCUCAGGGCGGCUCAGUCUUCUUUGACCUGCGCACAGAGGAGGACACGGCCAACUACUUCCCCAAGCAUGUCAUCGUGGGAGUCAACCACAACGGGCUGCAUUUUCUGGAUGCAGAGAUUCGGUCGGUCAUCCACCAAGCAGAGCUGAGAGAGCUCGCCGAGUAUGCAGGGCAGCCGGAUAGAAUAUUCUUCAGCAUGACUCUACAAGACGAGCUACACUCGUUCGAGUUUGCAACAACCGGGGUGACAGCGUCGUCGCAGCAGAUCCCGCCGUCGUGCACCUCUCUCGCCAAGCUCUACGUCGCCAGCACGGGCAGUGACACCGGCUGCUGCGACUCCACCACCGCUCCCUGUGCCACCCUGCAAGCAGCGGUAGCCAGGGCGGCACCUUCCGCCACCAUCACCCUCCUCCCGCCCCCCGCCGGCUCUCCCCCAUCCGCAAUCAAAUCUUCGCCGACCAAAUCCGCCGUUCAGCUGGGCGGCAAAUCUCUCACCAUCACCGGCGCCCCUCCCGCAUCCACCCCCGCGUCUCCCGCUGCUAUCACGCUCGAUUGCGGCGGCGGCCCGUGCCUGAACGCCACGUGUGCUGGCGCGGGGUGCGGCGCGGGGAGCAAGGUGGUGCUGACGCUGGCGCUGUUCACGCUGACAAAUGGCGUGUCGGCCGAUUCGGGAGGAUGCGUGGAUGUGCGAGGGCAGGGCCUGGUUAUUAACAACGUGGCCUUUUCCCGCUGCACGGCAACCAACCUGGGCGGCGCAGUGGCAGUGCAGGGCGCGGGCGCGUCGCUCACCCUCGCCUCCGCCUCCUUCUCCGCCUGCUCCGCGCCCGGCUCAGACCUCACCUACAUGUACAACUCGGGGGGCGGCGCUAUCAGCGUCUCCGGGCCAGACCCAGGGGCGGCUGCACCUGGGGGAGGCGCGGCUGCGGGAGGCGGGCUCGUGCGGGCGAAGCUGUCCGGGGUGACGGCGACAGGGUGCAGUUCGGAGAACGGGGCGGGAGGGGCGCUGCUGUUUAGGAAUGUGAAGGUGGAGGUGGAUGGAGGGGAGAUGUCCGGGUGCCAGGCGUAUUUCGGCGGGGCGAUUGCGAGCAUGUACUCGAGUGUGUCCAUCGAUGGGGUGACUGUCAGCAAUGGACUGGCUGUCCUUGGAGGGGCUAUCGCAGACGAGGGUUCCUCCUCCUACGCCCUCUCCUCCUCCUCGCUCACCGCUUGCUCCUCCAAUGGCACGCUGCCAGCUGGCGUGUACGCGGCAGGCUACGGCUUCGGGGGGUGUAUGGCGCUGAACGCCACGCAGACGGUUACAGUCACAUCCGUAAAUGCCACCAAGUGUGUCACUGACUAUGAAGGAGGAGGCGCGUGGGUGUACACAGUCACUCAGGCAACCCUAACCAAGUGCACCUUCUCUGACGGCUAUGCGACAUACCUAGGAGGCGGCCUGUCCGCCACGGGGGGCGUCCUCCUGAUCUCCGACUCCACCUUCGCCCGCAAUGUCAUGGACUACGUUUCUAGCGCGCCCUCGGGCGCCGGCCUAUCGCUGAGCGCCACGUCAGCGCGCGUGGAGCGGACGGUGUUUGAGGAUAACGUGGGGAUCAUGAUGGGGGAUGCGGCGACGGUGGAUGGGUAUGGUGGCGGAGUGUAUGUGGGGCAGGAUGGCGAGUCGACGGUAACCACACAGGAGUUCAUCUCCUGCACCUUCUCUCGUAACCUGGCGAAGGGCGGCGGGGGUUUCUACCAGUACGGAGGCGUCGCCAAGUUCACCAACACGGUGUUUCGAGACAAUGGGGGCGGCGAGCUGGGAGGCGCAAUGCUGGCGCUGGUGACAGCGGAGGUGCAGAACUGCACGCUUGAGCGCAACAGUGUGUCGGGGUCGGGCGGAGCCAUCUACAGCGAGGGCACGGGGUACCUGCGCAUCGUUGAUUCCACCUUCACUGCCAACUCCGUGCAGCUCAAGGACGGGGGCGCGCUCUACAUCAUUGCGGCGGACAGCAACGUGACAGUGCAGGGCAGCACGUUCAGAGGCAACAGAGCCAACAGCUCGCGAGGGGCUGCCAUCUUCAGCGGGGGGUCGCUGCUGCAAGUGGACAACUCUCUCUUUGAGGAUAACUGGUCGUACCUUAAAGGCGGCGCUGUCACAGUGGAGGGAUCUAGAGGCGCAGAAGCAACAACCUUGGGUCGAUUCUCAAACACCACCUUCACCAGAAACACCUCCCCAGUGGGGGGAGGCGCGUUCCUGUGCAGCCUCAACUGCACCGCAGAUCUCACCAACUGCACCUUCUCCGAAAACAACAGCACUGCUGCCGGGGCCCUACUCGCCCAGGAAACCUCCUCCCUCACCCUCCGAUCCUCCUCCUGCCAGGGGAACGCCGCGGACGCAGCCGGCGGGUGCCUAUUGGUCACGGAUUUCGCGACUAUUACUGCCGAGGGGAGCAAGUUUAGGGAGAAUCGGGCGGGGAGUGGUGGCGGCGUGGGGAAGGUGUCUGGUUCGGGUAGGCUGGUGAUGACCCGGUGUGAGGUAGCAGCCAAUGAGAGCCCGACAGGUGGCGCGCUCUGGGUGGAGAUGGAGGGUGUGGUGGAGGAUACUCGGAGCAGCUUCACGGGUAACAAGGCGAGUUUUGAAGGCGGCGCGGUUUUCGCCACUCACAGCGCGACUGUGAAGCUGCUGUCGUCGCAAUUCGGGUCGAAUUCGGCGCUGAGAGGCGGUGCUAUGGUUCUGGAUACAGAUGCGACUCUCACCUCCACCUCCUCCUCGUUUCUCAACAACUCAGCUUCGGCUGUUCUUAUGAGGGGAAGCUCUCAGGCUACUGUCACUCAGGCGCUUUUUUCGGGCAAUUCUGCCCCUCAGGGCACCGGAGGGGCCGUUUGGGCAGCCGCCGAAACUUCUCUCACUGUUCGCUCGAGCAAUCUGACGAACAACACGGCUGUCACGGGCGGCGGAAUCUUUUCCGAAGGGUCUGCGCAGGUGACUCUGGAUGCGUCGCGAUUCGAGGGGAACAACGCGGUUACCGGCGCGGCGCUCGCUGCUGCGGGCAGCUCGAAAAUUUCGGCAGGGAACCUGACGCUCGUGGGGAACAGCGCAAGCCGUGCGGGGGGGGCGGCGGCGUUUUUGGACCAAUCAAACGGGUUAUUUAAGGGGGCGUGGAUGACUGGGAACAAAGCGGUGGUGGGCGGUGCAGGGGUGUACGUGAAGCGAGCAGAGACUCUCGGGAUUACUUCCUCUGGAGCUGCAGCUGCUGGCAAUUCUUCUACCGGCACGACUACAGGAUCAGCAUCAGCUGCUGCUGUGGUUGCUGCAGCAGCAGCGAAUGCUCCUCCCAGUAUUGCUGUGAGCGGCACAAACACAAACAGCAGCAGCAGCAGCAGCAGCAUGGGUGUGGGAAAGGCUGAGCUGGCUCCGCUGGUGUGUGCCAACCUGACGUUCAGUGAGAACGAGGCCCUGUACCCGCAAGGAGUGGCCUUCUACGAAGCUUCCUUCAACCCAGCCGUGCGGAUCGGGUGCGAGGAGUGCGUGCGGGAGCAGGAGAGCCAGACCAUUGGCAGCAUCCCCAAGAACUUCUACUUCACGUUCGCGGGGAUGGAUGAGGGGGCUAACGGCCUCACCACGGUGCCGGCCUUUGUGGCUCUCACGGCUGUGGGGACUCCCAUCGCUGGGCUGACGGUGGUCAUUGUGGAUGACUACAACAACACUGUUGUUCAGGACAACUCCUCCUUCGUCGCAGUCGCUCCCGAUCGCCGCAUAUCCGGUUUGCUCCGAGCAACGGCGGUGCAGGGAAUGGCCGAGCUGCCCGAGGUCUCCGUCAUGGUCACUCCCGACCAGGCCACGCCCUUCCGCCUCCUCGUCACCGUCUCCAGCCCCACUAAUGAGUUCCCCGAUAUAACACACACCUUCACUGUAGACUUCUGCGCCGCGGGCACCUUUCUCAACACAACCACCGAAGAUGGAGCCGGGGGGGACGGCACCGGUAGUACCAGCAGCAGCAGCAGCAGCAGCACUGGGAGUGGAACCUGUGACCCGUGCCCUGUCGGUAGCUGGUGCGAGGCGGGGCAACCCUCCACUCCCUGCGACGACGGCAGCUUCACGUUCUACCCUUACGCCACUACCGCCGACGAAUGCGUGGCGUGUGAUGAUGACAACCUGGAUUGCACGGGCGGCGCACUGACGGUGGCGACGCAGGCGUGGUUGGAUCCGAGCACGUAUAAUGAUACCCCCACCACGUACAGUUGUAUUAUCACCAACGGGUGUGUGGAGCAUCUGUAUGUGUACAACCUCACCACCAACACCGCGGACGUCGAUAUCUGCCCCACCGGCUACGACCCCUCCUCUCCCAUGUGCUGUCUGUGCGCCAACGACUACUAUUCCUUCCUCGGGGACUGUAACUCCUGCGGCGGCGUUUUCAAACAGCUCUUCCCGCUGCUCUUCAUCCUCAUGGUGGGGGUGUGGGUGGCCAUGUUCCUGCUCGCCAACAACUACGAUAACAUCGACAUCUUUCUCACUGAGGUGCAAUACCUCACGGUCGUGGCCUCCAUUAAUCUGAACGCGCCAGCAGCGCCCAACGGAUGGGUGGGGUGGCUCAUCAAGAUCUACAACCUCUCCGUCUUCGACCCGGACGUGGUGGGACCCAACUGCGUGCUGACCUACCGCUUCCCGCAGCAGUUCGUGUUUGGAAUCCUCAUCUUCCUCGUCGGCCUCGUUGUCUACGCGCUCCACUGGUGCCUCUUCCUGCUGCGCGAGCAUAUCAAGCUGCUCAAGGCGAAGCGGGCGGCCGAAAACGGCGAGACGAGCGGCGUGGGGCAGCUGAGCAGCACAGCAGCGAAGCAGCGGCGGCAGGAGUAUUACAACGGGCUGGUCGGUGGUGUUGCGAGCUGGCUGGACGUGUGCUACAUGGGUAUUCUCGCCCGCGUGCUGCCUGUGUUCCAGAGCCAGAUGGUUGGGGAUACCCAGGUGAUGCUGUUCGCCCCAGAGAUCGAGUGGCUAUCCUCAACGCACAUGGGCAUGCUCAUCCCCUCUAUAAUCAUCCUCAUUGUCUACCUCGCGGGCGUGCCGCUGCUCUACGCGUGGCUGCUCUUCUCAGCCAAGUGGAAUCGCACUCUCUUCACCCCUGAGUUUGACGACAAAUACGCCUUCCUGACUGAAAGAUUUGCCCGCAAGUUCUACUGGUGGCACCUCCUCAACAUGUCCCUUCGGGUGCUGUACGGAUGCAUCCUGGUGUUCCUCUAUGAGAACCCCGAGGCGCAGAUCAUCAUUCUCGUCGUCCUCCAGAUCCUCCGCAUCGUCGUCGAGUACCGCUUUGCACCGUUCACCUCCUCCUCUGUGGAGUACCUGCAGGCUACCCUCAAUCUCGGCGAGGUGUUUUUCACGCUGUCUCUGCUCAUCUUCAACUACACGUCCGAGUCCAUCCUCUCAGAGGUCAUCAUGGCCAUCAGCACCGUCCUCAUGCUGCUGCCCGCCAUCGUCGCCAUCAGCUACGAGGUGUCGAGCAAGCGAAUGGAGGCGUUCAACAACAGUGUGUUGGACGAGAUCUGGGAGCAGGAGAGCGGGAAGAGGGAGGACCAGCUGCGUGGGCUCGACCCGUACCAAAUCGUGCAGCUGACUCAGAUCGGGGGGUGGUUCCGCCCGCGCGCGCUCUUCCAGUUCCUGCACCACCGCCAGGGCAUUGACCUGCUGCUGAGGGUGCGCGACCGUGUGCAAGCCUGCUCCCUGGCAGGCCUCGGGGAGGUCGAGUGGAUCGAGCAGCUCAAAAAGCCCCAGCAGUACGCAGGCCUGUCGCAGAUUCUGCUUGGAAACAAGAAGGGUUACAUCCCCGUCGCGCGGUUACCGCCCCAGGGAGUGUAUUGUCUGUUGCACGGGGUUUGGCAUGCGGACGGGGCGUGCACGGCUGCCCAGGCUGCUGCGGCGGCUCGGCGCCGAACCAACCGCCGGACCAAGUCCCGGAGCAGCCGGGUUUCGUUCGGGGGAGGGAUGGGAGAGGGAGGGCCGGAGACACCUGGGAGUGGGUUGAGGAGGAUGGUGAGCUGGGGGUCUAACACCCCUGGAGGGGCCAGCAUGAGGGAGAAACCUGCUAAGUCCCUCAAGAUUGCUGAGAAGAGCUGGCCUCCACAGCUGGGGAGGAAGGUGCAUUGGUGCCCUGCUUCGGGAUUCGACCCUCUUGCUGCGACGAAGAGGUUCGGGAGCGGCAGGAUGGGUGCUGGUGGGAUGGCUGGGACUCCUACGGGAGGAGGAGGGGGAUGGGGAGGAGGAGAGGAGGCUAGAACCCCGUACCCUGCCGCCCCAGAAACCCCGACUGGCAUGCCUGAAACUCCUGUUACCCCUGCUGCUGCCCCUGCGCCUGCUGCUGCUGUUAACGGUGGUGGGGAUGGAGACUCAAAGCCGAAGAAACGGCUUCUCAGGCAGCUGUCUGAUAGAGACGACAGUGACACAGAGGGAGCAGCAGCAGGAGCAGGAGCGGGAGCAGGAGCAGGAGCGGGAGGAGGAGGGAGCAGGCCUGGAACAGCAGGAACGCCAGGAGCGGGAGGAGGGAUCAUGCGAGGGGCGAUAGCCCGACCGGGGAGUGCGGGAGGAGCGGCAGUCGGGGGGGCGGGCGUGGGGGGGAUGGAGGUGGUGCAGGCGAAUCUGGACAUGGCUGAGCUCACGUUUGCUUUCCAGUCGAACCUGGCUCUGCUGGUGAAGGCCGAGAAGAAACGCAAGGUGCAGAAGGAGGCGCUAAGGCAGAUCAUCCACUCCAAGGCCACUUACCAUAUUCUCAGCUGGUUCACGAGUGAAGAGAGCACGGUGGACGACCAGCGGCUGUUUGCAGAGCUGGUGAAGGCGGUGAGGCAGGCGGCCAAGACGCGCAAGAGCUCCAUGCGUUGGCUGCAGGGCGCGCAGUGCUUCUACCCCGGCGAGGGCCGCCUCACCAACCAGCUCUCCAAGAUGCUGAGUGAGGAGCGUCCACUUGACAACAAUGAACCUAAUGGAAUGCGUAUGGAGCCUUAG
Molecule: messenger RNA, 8334 nt
Organism: Closterium sp. Naga37s-1
Lineage: Eukaryota; Viridiplantae; Streptophyta; Zygnematophyceae; Desmidiales; Closteriaceae
Source: the annotation of a GenBank genome assembly